UCUCCCAAAGCAAAGAAUAAAAGAGAAAAGUGCAAAAUAUCUCCAGCCGAAGACUCAACUUUCCAUUCCAUCCUCCUCUUCUUCUUCAUUACAAUCUUCCAACCAACAAAAAAAAUAGAAAGAUGCACGCUUCUGCAACUCUUCUUCCUCUUCACAUCCUUCCCUCUUCGUUAACCCCGAGCACCGAUCCGAAACCGGUUGCGUUAGGCAUCACCAAAAUCGGAGAUUCGUUCAUUCGACAGCAGAGGAUCGAUUCAAAAGGUAACAAUAAGGUACUGCCGGCGUGCAGAGCUUCGAGACACGACGAGUUUUCCGCGACGGAAUUCAAUCUGUACGAGCUCCUCGGCAUCGACUCAUGUUCCGACACAAGGCAGAUAAAGGAGGCUUACAGAGCGCUGCAGAAGCGCUGCCAUCCGGACAUAGCCGGCCCGCCCGGGCACGACAUGGCCAUCGUGCUUAAUGAGGCCUAUGCCCUUCUCUCCGACCCCAACGCCCGCAUGGCUUACGACAGGGAGCUUGCAAAAGUGGGAGAUCUACUAGGAUACACAGGGAGGCCUAUAUAUUCGAGAUGGUGUGGUUCGGAAAGUGAGGAAAAGGCGAUUUUUGUUGAUGAAGUGAAGUGCGUUGGGUGCUUGAAAUGUGCUUUAUUUGCUGGGAAAACAUUUGCUGUUGAAUCCGUGUACGGAAGAGCUAGAGUGGUGGCUCAAUGGGCUGAUCCUCAACACAAAAUCAACCAGGCUAUUGCUGCUUGCCCGGUCGAUUGCAUCUCAUACGUGGAGAGAUCCGAGUUGGCUGCCCUAGAAUUCGUAAUGUCUAAGCAGCCCCGUGGCAAUGUUAGAAUUGGCGCAAGCAACACCGGUGGUGUACGGACAGCAGAUGUUUUCGACGAGGUUGAGAAAUUCCAAGCUAGGUAUAAAGCGUCUAAACGCCACUCCAAUUCCAAGGACACUGAGUCUGAAAGCUCUUCAAGGAGGAUCUCAGCCAUUCAAAUGAUAUCAAACUGGCUCUACUGGCAACCCCCGACAGCCGAUGCGGCCCCACUAGUCGUCAUCCAGAACUCGAAACUCGGCUCGUCUCCCACUCUGGAGAAGCUUAAAGCUGCUGCAAGAGUCAGAGCAACAACUAAGAACAAGAAAGAAACAGCAUCAUCACCCAACAAUACCGAUGAUUACUGGGUGCCCGGGACCCUCGCGCUGCCCACUCCCGGCUCAUCCGAUCCUGGUCCGACUAGGAAGAAGAAGCGGCCAAGUGAUGGUCAACCCUUGAAGAAUCCGAAGAAGGAUUCGAGCAUCCCUUUCGGUUGGGUUUUGCCUGCAGGUGCAUCGGCUGCAGCUGCUGCAGUUGUGGCCGACCGGUUGAGACUUGGAGGACCGGAGACCGGUCUGCAAGAUCACAUUGCCGGUUCGUUGGCGCUGGCCAUCGUUAAUAGUCCGUGGAUGCAAGUUGGCUUAGCGGCUGUUACAUGGUACCUUAUUGGUGUGUACAUUUUAGAAAUAUUAGUAGCCCUUCGCCCUAAAUAAACAUUAGUAUAUCAUAUUUAUCUAAGUAUUUUACAACCUUUUCAAAAAUACAACUCGAACCAUUUCAUCAUGACAUAUAAGUCAUAUACUUGCAAAAGUGUAUUUUCUUUCUAA
Messenger RNA from Salvia splendens (bonfire salvia), 1634 nucleotides. RefSeq names its product chaperone protein dnaJ C76, chloroplastic. Bases 123 to 1520 code for a protein of 465 amino acids. Lineage: Eukaryota; Viridiplantae; Streptophyta; Magnoliopsida; Lamiales; Lamiaceae. The transcript is spliced from 4 exons. The record is from RefSeq and is a predicted model, not a curated record.